ACUCAUCACUUCGAAAAAUCGUUUCUUGUUUGUGUCGACCUGUAAUAAUCGCCUCCUUAUCUAAAACCCCCCCAAAAAAAUGUCUUGUGCUGCAAAACCCAUAUCAAUGGCCAACACUACUUUUCUAUUUUCAUCUUCUCCGGCCAUCUUCACCGGAAAAUCUCACCAACAUAUCGCCAUACCUUUAAAAGCAAUCAAAUUUAACAACUUGACUCUUUCUUUCACUUCUUUUUCUUUACAAAGAAAGCCCAUUUCAAGAAGCAUCACAACUUUUGUUUCUGCCCAAAAAGAAGAAGAAGAACUUGAUCAAGAUUUGAUCUUGGAAAAUGAAAUUCAAGAAAAUGAACCUGCCGUCGCCGCCGCCGCUGGAGGUGAGGAAGAGUAUACUGAGCCGCCGGAAGAUGCCAAGAUUUAUGUUGGGAAUUUACCUUAUGAUGUUGAUAGUGAGAAGUUAGCUCAUCUUUUUGAGGAAGCUGGAGUUGUUGAAAUUUCUGAGGUUAUAUAUAACAGGGAGACUGAUCAGAGUAGAGGUUUCGGGUUUGUGACAAUGAGUAGUGUUGAAGAAGCUGAGAAGGCUGUUGAAAUGUUUCAUAGUUAUGAAUUAGGAGGCAGGAAUUUGACGGUCAACAAGGCUGCUCCAAGAGGAUCAAGACCUGAGCGUGCAGAACGCACACCUUCUGGACCUUCAUACACAAUGUAUGUAGGGAACCUAUCAUGGGACAUGGAUGGUGAUCGUCUUGAGCAGGUUUUCAGUGAACAUGGGAAAGUGAUGAGUGCACGUAUUGUUUAUGAUAGAGAAAGUGGUCGAUCGCGUGGUUUUGGUUUUGUGUCAAUGUCAUCUGAAAGUGAAAUGAAUGAUGCUAUUGAGAAUCUUGACGGUCAGAGUGUGGGUGGGAGAGCAAUUAGAGUGAAUGUAGCAGAGGACAGACGGAAGCCUGGUUUCUGAUUACAAUGAAUUUGAUUAAUCUUUUCUCCUAGUGGUGUUUAUGUAUUUUUGCAAGAUUUAAAUUCGGUAAUGUUUAUUUUGUCUAGGACAUAGAGUGUAGAUGCCGAAAUAUCCUUUUGUCAAAUUGUGGAGCGAGUGAUAAAGCUUAAUUCGAAAAUUGAGUUCAGUUCA
Molecule: messenger RNA, 1117 nt
Organism: Erigeron canadensis
Lineage: Eukaryota; Viridiplantae; Streptophyta; Magnoliopsida; Asterales; Asteraceae
Product: 28 kDa ribonucleoprotein, chloroplastic-like
Exons: 4
Coding region: 80-946 (288 amino acids)
Cellular component (GO): cytosol
Molecular function (GO): mRNA binding
Source: RefSeq, a predicted model, not a curated record